ACGCUACUAAUAUAGUCUUGUUUUUCCUCGUCCUUCUCGUCUUCCAAUUGUUGCGCCGGUCGCCCGGCCCCAAACAAGACAAAGAGUAUACUCUUAAGAAACCCCACAAAAAGAAAACAACUAUAAAAUAUUGCCACUCUGUUUCUCACUGUUGUUUAGCUUUCUUGCUUUUUUCUUUCCCGAUCAACAUCAACAAACACCUCCUUGUGUUUUUCUUAGACGGCCAUAAAAUUUCGCUCAACUCUUUCUUUCUCACCAAUUCUGAAAAAUAUGAAUGACCUGCUAGCGGAUUCAAGCUUCGUUAGUGCCAAAGAUAAUGCUUCCAAAGAAUCUGACAUUGAGAUGGGCAAUCGGUUUACGAGGAGCCAGUCAGAUUCAGGAAUGGACACCUUCAAUAAGCAGAUACAAGAAAUCGAGAAACAGGUUGAUAAACUAUCUGGUUUGCUGAAGAGCCUUAAGGAUGCUAAUGAGGAAUCAAAAUCUGUUACUAAAGCAUCGGCAAUGAAAGCUAUAAGGAAGCGGAUGGAGAAAGAUAUAGACGAAGUUGGGAAGAUUGCUAGAAAUGUCAAAGCAAAAAUAGAAGCAAUAAAUAAAGAGAACUUGGCUAAUCGACAAAAGCCUGGAUGUGGAAAGGGUACAAGUGUUGACAGAUCAAGGACAAAUAUGACCAAUGCCUUGACAAAGAGGUUCAGAGACGUUAUGAUAGAAUUUCAGACAUUAAGGCAGAGGAUAGACAACGAAUAUCGUGAGGUUGUAGAGCGAAGGGUGAUCACAGUCACGGGAACUAGACCGGAUGAGGAGACUAUCAACAACCUGAUAGAAACCGGAAACAGCGAACAAAUCUUCCAAAAUGCUAUUCAAGGAACAGGGCGUGGACAGGUCCUAAGCACCGUAGAAGAAAUUCAUGAAAGACAUGAUGCAGUGAAGGAAAUUGAGAGAAAGCUUCUCGAUCUGCAUCAGAUUUAUCUAGACAUGGCGGUUCUGGUUGAAGCUCAAGGAGACUUGUUAGAUAAUAUUGAAUCCCAGGUGACAAAUACAGUUGAUCAUGUCCAAUCAGGGACAACUGCUCUUCAGACUGCAAAGAAACUACAAAGGGGCUCUCGAAAGUGCAUGUGCAUUGCCACUAUAAUUAUCUUAAUUAUAGCAGCUUUAAUAGUCAUCCCCAUCGUUGUCAAACAACCUUGGAAGAGUAACAAGGGCGCUUGAUUGUUUGUGUUCGAGCUAUGUUUGCAACUGUUUGUGUGUUUGUCUUUGGCUUAUUGCGGGAUAGAAAGUUAAACGUCUACAAUUUCACACGAGUCGUGUUAGCUUGUCUAUAGUUUCCUUGUUGAUUAUAUUCUUUUGUUUUGGUCACUUUGUUAACUAGAUCUUGGUGUAAAUUGUCUGCAAAUUGUCCAUGGAUUUGUGGAAAAGUAUAUAUCUUUUUAAGUCGUAAAAAAUAUCUUAUAACAGAAUCUGAUA
Molecule: messenger RNA, 1461 nt
Organism: Nicotiana tabacum (common tobacco)
Lineage: Eukaryota; Viridiplantae; Streptophyta; Magnoliopsida; Solanales; Solanaceae
Product: syntaxin-132-like
Biological process (GO): intracellular protein transport; vesicle fusion; exocytosis
Cellular component (GO): SNARE complex; endomembrane system; plasma membrane
Molecular function (GO): SNARE binding; SNAP receptor activity
Source: RefSeq, a predicted model, not a curated record